AUGACGAACACACGCUUCGUCCUUAACCUUCUCCUCCUAGCCCUCAAGGCUAAUCACUUAGUUUCUGCUGCUGUUCAAACUGGUCUAUCGCCCCAUAUUCGUCCCCUAUCCUAUGACCUCACGGUGAAAAUCCCCGUCCUGGAACAUUUUCAAGGUUUCACCUCCUCUGUUGUGAUCCAUUUUAAUCUCACCGCGACCACGUCCAAUAUCACACUUCAUUCGAAAAAUCUUUACGCUAUGAGGAAUGUAUCCCUGAUCUCUUCCCUGAAUGCGUUUGAACCGCAACUCAAGAGCAUUCGAUUCCACACGGAUACGGUAGAAUUCACAUUCAAUGAGCAAAUGUUCGCUGGACAGUACCUCUUAACCAUUGGUGAGUACAACGGUCGUCUCAGCAAUGCCUCAACAGGGGUUAUUCAAAGAAAUCUGACCCUCUUCUCCACGCAUCUACAGCCGUAUUUUGCUCGAGAGCUUCUUCCAUGCGUCGAUCAUCCAUCGGUGAAGGCCGCAUUUCGAAUUACCGUAGUCCAUCGUUCUAACACGAUAGCGGAGUCGAACAACAUCGCUAACGACGUCUUUGUCGUUGAUGCAGAAUGGCAAAAGACUGUAUUCGCACCGACGCCGUUAUUACCUGCGUACUUAAUUGCGUUUUCUGUAAUGCCGGACACAUACAAAGAGAUCAUUCGACAAACAUCGUUUGGGGUAACGGUACGCGUUCAUGCAACAUCGCAAAGUGUCGCCCUUCGUGUUCUUAACGUCGCCGUGGCCUCAUUCGAACUACUUGGCAGUAUUAUGGUUAUACCACUACCAUUGAACAAGGUCGACUUCAUACUUUUGCCAGAUUACGAUGGUGGUAUGGAAAAUUGGGGUCACAUACUGUUGUCAGAAAACCUGGCCACCUAUGGAGAUGAUGCCCAUCUCACUUACGUGAUCGCCCAUGAACUCGCUCAUCAUUGGAUUGGCAACAAAGCGACGGUGGACAGGUGGAGAUGGAUUUGCCUACAGGAAGACCUCACCGACUACAUCUCUUACAAGGUUGCCGCCGCUGUGUUAGAUCACGACUCGAGAUGGGAACGAUUUAUGCUGUCAAAAUACGUCGCCAUUCAGCUUACAGAGGAUUUCUUCGCUCCGAGACACUCGCUGGUUAUGCCAGACAAUAUCACACGCAACAUUACGAUGAGAGCCGCUGAUGAAGGAUGUGAUGGGCGGGGCAUGAGGCAAACGCAGCGCAGUGCUCUGCUGACGCUGCGCAGCGCAAUUAACGAUCGCCGUCGCCAGUCGUUUUCCCUAAUGAUCGCCUGUCGCGGCGGCUGCGGGUACCUAGCGACCGCCCCCACCCCAUCUGAUCAUAUCUCUUCCCAUUGCUAUCUCAAAGGAGUGGUGCUACUAGAGAGUAUUGAAACAGUAGUCGGAGAAGAUUUUAUACUAUCCGCUAUUCGAAAUCUUGUGGCGACAAGGAAUUCGUUCGAUUUGAGCAGUUUUUUGUUGUAUUUCAAGGAUGUGCCGGUUGACAGGAAUAUCUCGUUGGCACAGGUCUAUGAAUACUGGUUCAUCACGGGAGGUUUCCCGGCCUUGAAGGUGUCGAACACGGCGCUCAGCUUUGAACUUCAACAGUUUAGCGCUGAACUAUGGCCACUACGAUUAUCUUCUAAACAAGGACUUCCUCCUUUUCUUUUUGCGCAGAUGCUAACAAUGCCACCGAAAGACUCUGAAGUUUUCGUUAAUCUGAACUUCAGUUCAUUUUUCAGAGUGAACUAUGAUACUACUACUUGGCUCACUAUUUUCGGUCAAAUAGGCGAACAUCCUGAUCGCUUCUCAGCUGUGGGAAGAGCGCAAUUAGUCUCCGAUUUCUGCUAUUUCUACGCGCACGACCAAGUGGAUCAUGGUGCGGCACUCAAAGAGGUCGUAGUUGAUAUGGAAAUUCUCGCUUCUUUGUGA
Necator americanus (New World hookworm) is the source of this 1935-nucleotide messenger RNA. RefSeq lists its product as uncharacterized. Gene Ontology annotation, molecular function: peptide binding; zinc ion binding; metalloaminopeptidase activity. The record is from RefSeq and is a predicted model, not a curated record. Bases 1 to 1935 code for a protein of 644 amino acids. Gene Ontology annotation, cellular component: cytoplasm. Gene Ontology annotation, biological process: peptide catabolic process; proteolysis. NCBI's taxonomy places the organism in Eukaryota, Metazoa, Nematoda, Chromadorea, Rhabditida, Ancylostomatidae. The transcript has 9 exons.